This is a messenger RNA of Pelmatolapia mariae (spotted tilapia), 1110 nucleotides long. RefSeq names its product endonuclease domain-containing 1 protein-like. The transcript is spliced from 2 exons. NCBI's taxonomy places the organism in Eukaryota, Metazoa, Chordata, Actinopteri, Cichliformes, Cichlidae. The record is from RefSeq and is a predicted model, not a curated record. Gene Ontology annotation, molecular function: metal ion binding; hydrolase activity; nucleic acid binding. The coding region runs from base 163 to 1068 and encodes 301 amino acids.
GGCAUGAAGGGAAAUGUGGGGUGUGAUAGAGCUGGGACAGAGGCUGUACUUGUUAGGCAGUAGUAGAUUGCAGUGGUGUGUCACAGGUGAAUUAGAGACAUAUUAGCAAGAGAAGACACAUCUAAAAAGACACAACAGAGAGCUGCUGAGAAAGCUGCAGUGAUGAUACCUACAUUUACAAAUUGUGCCUUAGCAACGGCAGCUGCCACGAUCUUCCUAAUGUGUGGAUUGCUUGAAGUGUCCCAGGCAGGAGUGGUAGGAGACUUCAACCAUGCGGAGCGCUGCAAGGACUCUCUCUUUAUGGGAACACCACCACGAGGAUACCUCAGCAACUCCUAUAAGAAGAUCUGCCAGCGGUAUGAGGACAAACCCCGCUAUAUCACCCUGUACGACUCACACAAACACGUCCCCAUCUACUCAGCCUAUACAUUCAAGAAGUCAGACGGGGAGAAGAAGGUGGAUUUCCCUUGGAUGUUCGAGCCUCAGUUGGCCUCAGACAAGAGCAGCAGUAACAUGGAGCCCUUUCCCCAGUCUGCAAACAUGCACAUGAACUUUGAGGACUCCCAGGCAGUCCUGGAGGACUACGCUGAUGUGGUUCAGUAUGAACGCGGCCAACUAAAUCCCGAUGAGCAUCAGGCUGACCCUCUAGACAAGGCGUCCACCUACACCUUGACGAACGUGGUGCCUCAAAUCAGGGAGUUCAACAUGGGUCCUUGGGCGGAACACCAAGACAUCGUCCGAAAGCGCCUCAACAACUACUGCCGCGGCAAAGCCUUUGUGAUCACCGGGGUCACCACUUCUGGACACACGAUCCGUCGCAACAACCAGGACCGGGUAGCUGUGCCCGAGUACAUGUGGUCGGCCUACUGCUGCACCGAGUUCGACCAAAAUGCGCCGUACUUUGUGCGCUAUAAGUUCCCUGUCUUUGGUGCAUACGGGCUAAAUGAUCGUGUCAACAACCAAAUGGUGGAGGUUCCUCUCAAAAACCUAGAGAAAUUCCUCAAGGGGAGGAUGGAUGUGGACAAGAACUUCCAGAUUUUCUAUAAAGAUUGUGUAUCAGAUAAAUGAUAUAAAAGGUGAUCUUUUGAUCUCUUGGCAGAAAUGUAGCUC